Zootoca vivipara (common lizard) is the source of this 11835-nucleotide messenger RNA. RefSeq names its product protein tyrosine phosphatase receptor type G (gene PTPRG). Lineage: Eukaryota; Metazoa; Chordata; Lepidosauria; Squamata; Lacertidae. Gene Ontology annotation, molecular function: protein binding; protein tyrosine phosphatase activity. The record is from RefSeq and is a predicted model, not a curated record. Gene Ontology annotation, biological process: protein dephosphorylation.
CCUCUCCUCUCCUCUCUCUCUCUCUCUCCCUUCCGCUCCCUCUCCCUCUCCGCUUUAAAGUCUCAGCCAGGAUCUAGGCUCACAUGUUACUUCCUGUAUGGAAGAAUGGAAAGCUUCCAGCAGCUCCUGCCUGACUGUUCCUCGCCAGCUUGCUCCGGAGCCCCAACUUCUAGCAGCGGGAUGGACUGAGAGCUGCUCCGGGCAGCCCGACUCUUCGCUGCUGCUGGUGCUGCUGUUGCAAGCCCUCGAUUGCUGGGGCUGGGGAGUGGAUUUUGCUACUAUCGCCGCCGCUGCUCUGACUGCUGUUUGCAAUAAUGCCUCCUUCCCUUUGGCCUUGCACGGUGCUGCCCGCAUGAAGGCGAGAGGAGAGAGUCCGAGCCCAGCCGAGGCGCUCGUUAGCCACCGAUCCCCGGCGCCGGCGCUGCUGCUGUUUUUGCGGGCUGGAGGGAAGUUGUGAGCUCUCGGCUCCCGAGUCCCGUCUCCCGGCCCCCUCAUCCUGCUGCCAGCAUUUGCUCCCGAGGCCUGGAGCGGCGGGUCUGCUGAACUCCGGGACUCUUUUAUCUUUGCACACAUACAGAGGCACAAAUUCAGGGCAGAGAAGAGAGAAAGGAAGAGGCUGCGCGCGCGCGCGCCAAUUUGCUAUUAUUAUUUUUAAUAGUGAGGGGCGGGGGGGUUGGUCCAUCGCUUCGGCUUCCCUCUUUUUCUUUUUCGGGUUAACCCCCACCCUCCCCCGCUUUUUCUUUUUUCUUUUUUUUGUUCCAGAGACAGGGCAGGAAAGUGUGCAACUUUUUCAAAAAAAUACUAUUUUCAACAAGUUUCCCACCCCCGCACCUUCUCUCUUAUCUCUCACACACAUCGUAUUUUUUGUUGUUCGUGUAUGUGGAAUCCUCAUCCUUCUGAAUUUUUAAAAAUAUAGUUAAAGAGAGAACCCCCUUCUGUUUGUUUCGAUGUGCGGCUUUGGAGAUGCGGAGGCUACUGCAACCGUGUUGCUGGAUCUUUUUCUUGAAAAUCACCGUCUCCGUGCUCCAUUACGUGGUGUGUUUCCCCGCUUUGACUGAAGGUUAUGACGGCUCCCUGCACGAAAGCAGACAUGGCAGCUCAGUGCAAAUCCGGCGGCGGAAGGCAUCCGGGGAUCUUUAUUGGGCAUACUCAGGUGCAUAUGGUCCUGAGCACUGGGUCACGUCAAACGUGGAUUGCGGAAGAACUCAGCAGUCUCCCAUAGAUAUCGUAGAUCAUCAGGCACAUGUUGGAGAAGAAUAUCAAGAAAUACGCCUGGUUGGUUUUGAUAAUGAAUCCUCUAACAAGACAUGGAUGAAAAAUACCGGGAAAACUGUUGCUAUCCUCUUAAAGGACGAUUAUUUCAUCAGCGGUGCUGGGCUACCAGGCAGAUUUAAAGCUGAGAAAGUUGAGUUUCACUGGGGUCAAAGCAAUGGAUCAGCCGGCUCGGAGCACAGCAUCAACGGAAGGAGAUUCCCAGUUGAGAUGCAGAUUUAUUUCUACAAUCCUGAUGAUUUUGACAGCUUUGGGACAGCGGUCCAAGAGAAAAGAAUAAUAGGAGCCAUGGCUGUGUUUUUUCAGGUCAAUCAGAGGGACAAUCCUGCAUUGGAGCCUAUUAUCCACGGGUUGAAGGGUGUCGUACAUCAUGAGAAAGAGACCUUCUUGGACCCUUUCGUCUUAAGAGAAGUCCUGCCAGCAUCUCUGGGAAGUUAUUAUCGGUAUACAGGGUCACUGACUACCCCUCCGUGCAGUGAGAUUGUGGAAUGGAUUGUUUUUCGCAUGCCUGUUCCGAUCUCUUAUCGCCAGCUGGAAGCGUUCUAUUCCAUAUUUACCACGGAACAGCAAGACCACGUCAAAUCUGUGGAAUACCUGAGGAAUAACUUCCGGCCUCAGCAGAGCCUCAACAACAGGGUAAUUUCCAAGUCUGCUGUGAAGGACGCUUGGAGCCAAAUUACAACCAGCAGCUUCGAAAACCCGCUUGGCACCGAAGCCUCCAAAGUUUGCAGUACUCCGCCUGUCAACAUGAAAGUGCAGCCGGUGAACAGAACCGCCUUGCUGGUGACGUGGAAUCAACCGGAGAUGAUCUACCACCCUCCCAUUAUGAACUAUAUGAUUUCCUACAGCUGGGCUAAAAACGAAGAUGAAAAGGAAAAAACCUUCACCAAGGACAGCGACAAGGACCUGAAAGCCAUCAUUAGCCAUGUCUCACCUGACAUCCUUUAUCUGUUCAGAGUUCAAGCAGUGUGCCGAAAUGACAUGCGCAGUGAUUUUAGCCAGACAAUGCUCUUUAAAGCUAAUACUACUCGAAUUUUUGAAGGCACCAGAAUAGUAAAAACAGGAGUGAAUAAUGGGCAGAAUGGAGUGUUUGGAAAGAAAAGGAAAUCAAAAGGAAAAAAGAGCCGAGGUAGCAUGUCAGGUACCUCUACUGAUGCUCUCUCUGCUGUGUUUUCUUCUCUUGUUCCCCCUGGUGAUUUCUUCAAGCCUACAGCUUCUCCUGCACCAUCAGCCGACAUGGCUCCCAUCAGUUCUGGAUCUUCUACUUGGACUUCCUCAGGCCUCCCCUUUUCCUUUGUAUCUAUGGCCACUGGAAUGGGGCCUUCCUCCAGUGGGAGCCAAGCCACGGUGGCCUCUGUGGUCACCAGCACUUUGCUUGCAGGCCUCGGGUUUAGCAGUAGUGGCAUCUCCUCUUUCCCUAGUACCGUUUGGCCGACUCGCCUCCCGACAUCUGCGUCGACCAAUAAACAGUCGGCCAGGCCCGUCCUCGCCACCACUGAGGCUUUGUCUUCUUCUCCAGCCCCGGAAAGCGAUUCCGCCCUCGCAAAAGACAAUGAAGGGGCAGAGGAUGGGGAAAAGGAUGAGAAAAGCGAGAGCGAGGAUGGGGAGAGAGAGCAUGAAGAGGAGAGGGAAAAGGAUUCGGAAAAAAGAGAGAAAAAUGCUACGACUGAGGCUGCUGAGGUACAGGAUAACACUGAGGCUACAGACACCACUCUUGCUCCCAACAGGACUACAGAGGGAGGGAAUAAAACCAUACCUGAUCAAGGGCAAAGCCAAGACAUUUCCCCAACAGGUAGGAGUCCCGGACAAGAAGGAGAUAUGGAAACAGACUCUCAAUACGAAACAAUCCCUUCCACCCAAGUGCCACCAGCAUACACAAAUGAACAAUACACUCGAGAAAUUCCAAGAAGACCAGACACAGCAUCAACAACACCCUUACCAAAAGACAACAGAUUUAUUACCAUUUAUCCAGCAGACAAGAAUAUUUCCAGUAUGGCAACCAGACCUGCUACUGGCAAAAUGGAAUGGAUCAUUCCCCUCAUUGUAGUCUCAGCCUUGACGUUUGUGUGCCUCAUACUCCUUAUUGCUGUUCUUGUCUACUGGAGAAAAUGUUUUCAGACAGCCCAUUUCUAUGUGGAAGACAGCAGUUCGCCUCGAGUGGUGCCAAACGAAACCAUUCCCGUUAUUCCCAUCCCAGAUGACAUGGAAGCUAUUCCUGUCAAACAGUUCGUUAAGCAUAUCAGUGAACUGUACACCAACAACCAGCAUGGAUUCUCAGAAGACUUUGAGGAAGUGCAGCGUUGUACAUCCGACAUGAACAUCACCGCUGAACAUUCCAAUCACCCCGACAACAAGCACAAAAACAGAUACAUCAACAUUUUAGCAUAUGAUCACAGUAGAGUGAAGCUAAGACCUUUGCCGGGAAAAGACUCGAAGCACAGUGACUACAUUAAUGCCAAUUAUGUUGAUGGUUACAACAAAGCGAAAGCCUACAUUGCCACCCAAGGACCUUUAAAGUCUACAUUUGAAGAUUUCUGGAGAAUGAUUUGGGAGCAAAACACUGGAAUUAUCAUCAUGAUUACAAACCUUGUGGAAAAAGGAAGAAGGAAAUGUGACCAAUACUGGCCAUCAGAAAACAGUGAAGAAUAUGGCAAUAUCAUUGUCACAUUGAAGAGCACAAAAAUACAUGCUUGCUAUACAGUCCGCCGCUUCACAAUCAGGAAUGCAAAAAUGAAAAAGGGGAACCCUAAAGGACGACAGAAUGAAAGGACGGUCAUUCAGUAUCACUACACACAGUGGCCCGACAUGGGUGUGCCUGAAUAUGCACUGCCAGUGCUGACGUUUGUAAGAAGAUCCUCUGCAGCCAGGACUGCUGAGAUAGGCCCAGUGGUUGUGCACUGCAGCGCUGGGGUUGGCAGGACUGGUACCUACAUUGUUAUAGACAGUAUGCUGCAACAGAUAAAAGACAAAAGCACAGUUAACGCCCUGGGUUUCCUGAAACACAUCAGGACGCAGCGCAACUACCUCGUCCAGACAGAGGAGCAGUAUGUUUUUAUUCAUGAUGCCUUGUUGGAAGCCAUUCUUGGGAAAGAGACUGAAGUUUCUGCUCACCAGCUACAUAGCUAUGUUAAUAGCAUUCUCAUACCUGGAAUUGGAGGAAGGACUCGGCUAGAGAAACAGUUCAAGCUGGUUAUGCAAUGCAAUGCUAAAUAUGUGGAGUGCUUCAGUGCUCAGAAGGACUGCAACAAAGAAAAGAACAGAAACUCAUCAGUUGUGCCAUCUGAACGAGCAAGGGUGGGACUGGCACCAUUACCUGGAAUGAAAGGAACUGAUUACAUUAAUGCCUCUUAUAUUAUGGGUUACUAUCGGAGCAACGAGUUCAUCAUUACACAGCAUCCCCUGCCACACACAACUAAAGAUUUCUGGAGAAUGAUCUGGGAUCACAAUGCACAGAUCAUUGUCAUGCUUCCGGAUAACCAGAGCUUUGCAGAGGAUGAAUUUGUGUACUGGCCAAGUCGAGAAGAAUCCAUGAACUGCGAGGCAUUUACUGUGACCCUUAUCAGCAAAGACAGACUGUGCCUCUCUAAUGAGGAGCAGAUCAUCAUCCAUGACUUUAUCCUUGAGGCUACCCAGGAUGACUAUGUUUUGGAAGUACGCCAUUUUCAGUGUCCCAAAUGGCCAAACCCAGAUGCCCCAAUCAGCAGUACCUUUGAGCUUAUCAAUGUAAUCAAGGAAGAGGCCUUAACAAGAGAUGGCCCCACCAUUGUUCACGAUGAGUAUGGAGCAGUGGCGGCUGGAACAUUAUGUGCCCUUACCACCCUGUCCCAGCAGCUGGAGAAUGAAAAUGCUGUUGACGUUUUCCAGGUGGCAAAGAUGAUCAAUCUGAUGAGGCCUGGAGUAUUUACAGACAUUGAGCAGUACCAAUUUCUUUACAAAGCAAUGCUAAGCCUGGUCAGCACUAAGGAAAACGGAAAUGGCCCCAUGGCACUGGACAAAAAUGGUGCUGUUAUGGCCAACGACGAAUCAGAUCCUGCAGAAAGCAUGGAGUCUCUUGUCUAAUUGGAAUAUUGAAAAGGCACUUAAUUUGUGGAAUUUCUGAAGACUGAGUAAACUUUUUUGAGGCCUUUUUUGCCAGACUCUAGGUUAUACAAUAACCCAGUUACUUUUUUACACUGAUAAAAGUUUUGAUAUUUAUUUUUGCCAUUUUAUGUCUUAAUGGUAUCCUACUGAGCAUUUGCACCUCUUGUUUAUUUCACACAGUGAAACGCAAUUUUAUCUAGUUUGCACUAUAUGAUCAGUGUUAACUGCCUAUAAAGUUGUAAUACAAAAACAAGCAAGCAAACAAACCCUGAUGUGACAUUCCAUGACAACAAAACAUGCUACUUUUUAGUUGAAAUGCCAUGAAGUUUUGUUAAUUACUAUGAGCCUUGACUCUAAAGUCUUGAAUGCUAGACCAGAAGGAUUCUUUUUGUUUUACAAGAACAGUGCUGUACUCUAAACAUACUCCAAUGUUUAUUAAUUUUCAUAUAACUUCGGUAAUCAUUAUAGGUCUUCUGUAUUCCAGUAACAUGGAUGAGUGUUUUUUUUUUUCUUGUUUGACAAAGUAGUGUGGUGAUCACUAGCUACACUGAAGUGCAGUAGCACCCAGAGGUCAAAUAGCUGGUCUGCAUUGUUUGAAUUGCUCCUCUCGGCUACAUGGAAGCCUAGGAAUUGCUUUCCAUGUCACAUACUAAAUUACAUUCCCGAAACACUGAGCGAAUCAAAUCUUGAGUUUUGACCUCAGUCUUUGGUUUUACAACUUCACUGAUUCCCCAGAUUUUCGCAAUGACAUUUCAGUAUGGGAAAAUAUUUUGAGCAUAUUGCCACCACAGACAAUUUAGUAAUCAACAAUAUACUACCAGAUCAUUUUAUUCCAAAAGCAUUUAGGUCACAAUUUCCCAAUUAGUAUUCACCAUUUUAAACAUAUAUUUCCUUCAUUCUUCUGGAACAGGAUUUCUAUCUUGACAAUAUGUUGCAGGAUGGCAAAAGGAAUUUCUUAAUUUCAUAGCUGUUAGAUGCUGUUUUUACUGGUGUGUAAUUUUCAUACUUUACUGCUAAAACGUACUGAUCCAUAUUACUGGUGAAACGAUCUAAUAAAAAAAACUACCUAUAAGAUUACACUCUUCCUUUUUUUUUUAACCAAAUUAAUUUUUUAGCAUACAUCUCCUUAGUUCAUCAAUCCAUUCCUAUAUAUUAUACAUUUCUGUAUAAUACAGAAUAAUAUACUGUCCCUGUUACUUCAGGCAGCCACUUAAUCUAUUUCAAACUUAAGAAAACCCAUUUCCACUCAUUAGCUUUACAUUUAAGCCUCUGUUUUGAAUAACUUAAAACUGCUCUGCUUUCCAAACCACUUUUCUGUGCAGCUCAUUUCAGCAUGGAUGGUCCCCUUGCACUGCUUUUUAUCUACACUGUAAGAAUGGGGAAAUGAAUUAAAUUCUGAUGAGGUGCUUGGUUACAUGGCCCAUACCAUCUGUGGUCAUUGUAAAUAAGCAGUGAAUGCCCACAGGAGGAAGAUUACAGAGUGGACCUUGCUAGUAUAAAAUUCAGUAUAAUUGGCAAACUGGUUUUAAUGACUAAAAUGUAUAACUUACGUUAAGCUACCCCAAUUACUUUAUUGUGCUCAUGUGAUCUUGGUUUGUCCUUGAAUCAGUUUGUUUAAAAUGAUCCCUUCUUGUCUGAAUUUACUUUACUAUGCCUCCAAUUCAAAAUAAUGAGAAGAACGUGCCUACAUGUAAAAACAGGUUCCUGCCAGUUAUAUCUGUACUAGCUGUCAAUGGUAGAAGUGGCUAUGUGCAUGUCUGAGGGAAUCCAGGGUAAACCAACAGAGACACUGGUCUACUUGUCAUUAAGAUGGUAAAUUGAAUAGUCCCCUAGGCAAAAAAGCCAUGCUAAUAGAAAAUUAGAUGUCAGGUAGAGGUGUUCUAGCUUAGUCUCCUUCUUGACAUCUAGUUCUGCAUCUGAACCACAAAUUUGAUAGGUUUGCUACCUUGGUGAGAAUUCACUGUGUGCUAGGGCUUCAUAGCACCACCUUUACUAGCUCCUCUAUUUAAAAAGCCACUGAAAAUUCUAACAUUUGGUAGGAACCAAAAGGCACCAUCACUAUAUAGCCAGAAGCCAGCCCCACUGAGUCUAAUGGGACUUACUCCUUGGUAUUCAUAUAGGAUUGUAGCUUUAGGGAAUUAUUUGCAUGCAACAGUCACUACUACAAAUGUAAGAGUUGCUAUGCAAAUAUUUGGUAUUUGCAAUGUACAGCCAGGCUGCUGCUGGUGCCUCAAUACUGCAGGGCAAAACCACUUCUUUCUUUGGAUGAUGAUUUCCAGCGUUUUCUCUCCAAAUGUAUGGGAAAGUAAAUUAGGGCAUUAAAUAUUUAUUCAAAGUAAAAUGUACAAACAUUUAGGAAAUGCUGGUUCCAUUGAAAAAACAAUGGAACUGCCAGCUUAUAAUGUUGACAGAAUGUCCUAUUGUUUUAUAGAUUUCUUCAUCCAUAGAAAAGAGAGAAAUCUAGUUUGUGCCAGCCACACAUUCGAAACACUUCGCCACUAAACUUAAAAUAAUCUGGAUGACCUUAACCCUUAAGUUGAAGAGUUUGAAGUGGUUUUUAUUGACACAAGUUGAUGCAGGUAUAUUUGUCUCCUGCUCUGACAGCAAACUAAUUCAAGUAUCAUAUUCUUAAACAAAUGCCUAUUUCUUUAGAGUAUUGUCUCCUAAAAUGUAAAGGUCUCCUAAAAGGGUGUGAAAAUAAAUGUCCAGCAAAGCAGGAGAAACUAUCCAUCGAUGUAACAGCUGCUCCAAAAUUCAUCCAUGAAGCUGUUGUUUGUAAACACACAAUUAAGUGCCUCUCACACGUUGCUGUCCACUUUAAAUUUGCAGUUGAAAUUAUUAAUGUGGCAUUAGAGAAAGUAGGGUCCAAAACCACAAGAAGAUCCUGAUGGUAAUUGCAUUGAAGAGCCUCCUCUGUUACAGAGAUGGAUGAGGCAGCACCAUCUGAGCUCCAUGUACAUAUCAGAACCAUCCAUGCACUCUAGAGCUGCUGGAAAAGGACUCUGGGUUCCGCAGUAAAUAAACUACAUUAAGUGAAGCUCACCAGAGAGGGGCCUAAGUUGCCCACUGCAUUGUGUAGAUUUAAGACUGACUAUCCAGAAGCUGCACUUCACUUUAAAAACCCAUUUCAAGUUACACCAUCUGUACUGCUUCUGCUUUGACCAAGAGGCAUACUGCUUGGCUUGGCAUCAGGGACUGUAGUGCUUCCAUUGCUGGCAAUGGGCACUGCCUUCAGAAAAUUACAACUUUUGAGCAUGAGACGAACUUUGAUCACUUCACAUCCAAAAUUUUGUGGCAAGAAAUGACUGGUUCAAAAAGUAAGAGGUGUGUGGUGUGUAUGUUUCCCCCCCCCAGGUUUAGUUGGAUUUGUUGGUAGCUUUUCAUUUGAGUCUGAAUUUGUGGAGGAGAUACUACAGAGGGAAAUGAAUGUGUUUUGGCAAGACUGCCUGGCAGCACUUAAGCCAGUUCCUGAAAAUGUGUACCAAGUUGUACAAGUGUGUUUUUCGGUGUGGAUUUUAAGACAAAAUUAGACCAGUAUAGCUGAAGUUGGAUGGUUUGCAAAGCCAAUUCCAUGUGAAUUCCAGCUCUUCUUUAAUAUUUACAGGAUUUUGUCCACAGGUGCAUAACUCGAUUUAAUGAUCAAUUGCUUUGUUUUAAUUAGUUCACAUGGGAAUCAGGGUGUAUUCUUAAUGCUGCAGUCAGCAGGUAAAGAGGGGAAUAACAAGAUAUGUUUGGGAAGAAGGGUUUGAUGUUUCAUGUGAAGUUCAAGUUACAAAGUGUAAAUUUGCUAUGACAUGAAAAGCUGCAAUUUUGAGGUUGCAGCUGUCGUUUUGUUCUGAAACAAUCCUAUUGACAUGAGCCACAACUCAAAGGCGUUUGGGCCACACCAGAUGUGACAUUGAUUGCAUGAAUGCAAUCGACAUAUUGUUUUUAUUAUGCAAAUACCAACAACCAAGGAGAAACCUAAGCAGCCGUCAGACCUUAUGGGGUGGGAAGGAGGAGUUCAACUUUUUCUCUCCCUGCCAAAGUCAUAUGAGCAGCAGUUGGCGCAGCAGUUUAUGAGAAGUUAAUUUUUGUCAGAACCAUGGGAGGGAGAGAGUUUAACUCUCCAUUCCCAUCAACCCCUCCCCGUUUUAGACGUUAUUUACUCUUCUCGUUGGCUGCAACAAAAAUGUGCACAUUAUUUGUAUUUCUGCAAUUAAGUCAGUAGUUUGGCCCUUAAUCAGGACUUACAUCCCAGUGAAUUAUUUGGAACAAGUUAGUCAUUUGUGUCCUAUUUAUGUUCUGCCUUUCUACCCUGCUUAAGGCAUUGGGUCUUGCAUCUGUUUAUCCAAGGAAUAUUGUAGUAUUGCUUAUCAGUGUAAGCUCUGAAUUUAUAUUAACAGAUCAGUGGGCUCAGCAGUCUAAUGAAAUACUGCCAUUGGUCUUUUCUGUUAGAUUCACAUUGGCUAUACUUCAUUGUAGAGGAGAGGAUAUCCUUCUGGUGAAACCUGAAUUUUGAUUCAUUUAUAAACAUGUCAUUUUCAAUAUUAGCAUUUUGAAAGAAAUGCACUUGUAAAAGACUGAUGCUUGUAUAACCUGUCUUUGCUAAUGUGGUCUGGAAACAAAGAGAACAUGGGAUUGCAAUAUGGAUACUCUGAAACAAAUUGCCUCGUAUGUUUGGCCAUGAAAAUCAAUGCGUAUUUAUGUAUCGAACCUUCAUCUAAAGGAAGGGUAGUGCCGUUGGCAUUCCCAGUCUACAGCCUUAGUACUGCAAAUACAUGCUUUGCUUUGUACUUCUUGAGUAUGAUAGUUGAUAUGAAAAGUCACUUUGCAUAGAUUAAGUUCAUCACACAUGAAUAGUGCAGGAGGUAAACCAAAACUUUUAUUUUGAAACAAAUUAUCCUUUAGCAUUUCAGUGUGUCUGAUCAAACUCUGAAUGCAAACUAUCAUGCGGCAAAAGAUGUGGGUGCAUGUGGCACAUGUGCACACCUCUGUGUAAGAAAUACAGACUUUUAGGGUCCAUUGUAGAGCUAGUGGAGUUGCAAUCAGAUGAGCAAGGUUUUAAUUGAAAGAUUCAUUGGAACGCUACCAAAAUGCUAUCCCUUUUUAAUGACAUAGCACAAUGAUCUUGUUAUAAAUAUGAUUUCUUGUAAACUGCUAUUGUAUUUUAAAGUAGAGAUAUCAAUUUUACCAAAGAAACAUAAUACUAAUUAUUAGCAAAAAAUAAUGGAAAAUUUGAAGAAGAAGAAAUAAGGAAAGUAUAGUUACGUUGCAGGGCAAUUGUAUGCAUGUUUGGUUGGAAGUCAAUCCCAUUGUGUUCAAUGGGGCUUAGUUCCAGGUAAUGUGUGUAUAGGAUUGCACUGUUAAUGACUUAGCAGUCAUUCUCUCAAAUUCAUUCUCUUCUGCCACCCACUCCUGUGAUACAUGGUUAUGUUCAAAUAGUGCCAGUGAAUUUUAUAUGAAGGGGAAAUGCCUCAUUGCUUAUCCACUGCAUUUCUUUUCUUUUUGAGAUGUAAUUCUCCAUCCUUACAUGUCGAUUCUUGAGCUUUCUCUCUUGAUUGCCAUUAUAAGUACCGUAAUGCAUACUACAUUAGCUUUGCUUAUCUGUAUGGGGAAGGCAUGCAAAACAAACAGGGAGAGUACACAGAGAAACUGUAAUGAAAAGACUUGGCCUCGACAUUGUCUUAGCUGUUCAACUGUUUUUAGUAUUUUUGUUAGAUAUUUGCAAAGGGAAGCCUUUUCUACAGAGGAUAAUUAAUUUCAAGAAAAAAUGUCUUGAGUUUUAAGAAUAAACAUGUCUCCAAAAGAGGAGAUAGUCAAUUUUAUAAAAUGUCACAACUCUCCAACAUUUGGGGUAGUGACCUUUCUUUUUUUUGUUAGAACCUUUGAAACUAGCAAGCAGCCAUUGUUUCUAAAGAACUAAGUAUUCAUCUCUAUCCAUUAUUUUCAUUUCCUUCAUUUUUAAAUAGCAGAAAUCAUUAAAACUGUAAAUAUUUUGUUGCUUGAAUAAGCAUAUUCUGGGAACUUUGUAUCUAUGGUAUAUAAUCAUAGAAUUUUAUAUUUUCAUAUAAAGCUAAUUUUUUUCUAGUUUCAACUUCUUCAUGGUUUUUUUUUUCCUUUUGUGGUGGAUAUGUGAAUACAUACUUUAUGUGUAUUGAAGUAGUGAAAUGCCAUCACAUUCCAAAAAGAAUUCAACACAUGUUAUUCUUUGGGACAGUGAUUGUUGAUGCUGGAUUUUCUUUAAAUUCCAUUGUCAGUGUGUGCAAUAGGAAUUAGACUUAACCAGUCACUGGAUAAGUUUGUCUCAUUGACCCAUUGGGGAAAUGUGGUGUUUGGUUUGGGGGGAGUUAUUAAUUUUUUUGUUUUCUGUUCUUCCUUUUUGUAACUUGAAGAAUUUCCUUUUUGUUAUGUUUUAAAAGUAUAUCAAAUCAUUCUAUUAUAGUGUUAUUUAAUAUGUAAAUUGUAUUGCUAUACAUAAAAUAAAGUAUGGUUUUUGAUGUA